Messenger RNA from Corylus avellana, 714 nucleotides. The record is from RefSeq and is a predicted model, not a curated record. Lineage: Eukaryota; Viridiplantae; Streptophyta; Magnoliopsida; Fagales; Betulaceae.
AUGCAACAGAAGCUUGACAGUCUGUGGGAGCAGGUGAAUAAUGCUUGGGAUCACUCGGGUGGUAGGGGCGAGAUGGCAUUCACCAUGAAUGUGCAGUCAUCGUGUAAUGACGCUUUUGGUUCUGAUCAGAUCACAUUCGGUAGCUCUGUUAGGAAAGCCUUGAGUGCUAGUGGGGACGAGAUGCUCCAAUAUAAAUUUGCUAUCUCAAACCAAGCGGAACCAGAGGAGCGCCACAUGUCUGAUUUGUCAGAUUGGGCUUCAAGUGUCACAUCUGCUGCUGACAUCCAGAUGAACACCUCAGUAAUUGAACAAGACAGUUACAAACUCAAGCGGGACUGUAAGGAGAAAGAUGCCACCAUAAAGGAGCUAACCACUCUACUCCACUCAUCUGAUGUUAUUGGUUCGAAGAGGAUUGCAGAUUUGGAAGACAUUAACAUGAUUAUUACAAGACUAAAGAAGGACAUGGUUGUCCUAGAACAAAAGGUGGUGCACUUCACUAGACUUUGGAGAUCCUCCUUUCCUUCUUCAGACUCAAACUCAAACAGUGAGCAACGUCCACACUUGGCAGAAAAUCUGCUAUAUGAUAUGGAUAGUACGACUAGCCCUUCAUCUUCUGAUUCGGACUCUUCCCCUUCGAAUCAACCACAUGCUCUUGUUGCUAAAGUUGAGGAAAUUUCUGUUAAGAAUAGCUACUCUUCGUCUACAAGAAACUAG